GCGUGUAGUGGUCUGUGUAAGCGCAGAGGCUGAGACGCACCAUGUUUAUUACAGAGGCCAUAAGGAUGAGCCGUCGACAAUGCUAGCUCCACCAUGGGGAGUGUCACUCUCCGAUACUUCUGCUAUGGCUGUCUCUUCACGUCUCUGACCUGGUCCGUCUUGCUCUUCCUGUACUUUAACUUUAGCCAGGAGAUCCGCCUGUCCUCCAGCCAUGUGCCCAUCCAGGGGUCACAACACCGCUUCCAACCCCGCUUCACUCGCCGCCCAGCACUGCUCAGCAAAGCACAUGGGCACAACGCCCUCCGGAACAACCUUGCACCUGAAAUGGGUAUGAUAUACAAUGAGAAGGAUCAGGAAAUAAGAGAUAUGGGCUACCACAGACAUGCCUUUAAUGUUCUCAUCAGCAACAGAAUCGGUUACCACAGAGACCUACCAGACACCAGAAAUGAAAAGUGCAAAGCUAAGAUGUAUCCAUUAGCAUUACCCACUGCCAGUGUCAUCAUCUGCUUCUUUAAUGAGGCAUUCUCAGCAUUGCUAAGGACUGUGCACAGCGUUCUGGAUCGAACACCUGCUUACCUUCUGCAUGAGAUCAUCCUGGUGGACGACAGCAGUGAGCUAGAUGAUCUGAAGGAGGACCUGGAUGUGUAUGUGCAGAAGAACCUGCCAGAUAAAGUGAAGGUUGUACGGAAUGAGAAGAGAGAAGGGCUCAUUCGGGGACGAAUGAUCGGAGCGUCGCAUGCUACAGGUGAGGUCUUGGUCUUCUUGGACAGUCACUGUGAGGUGAAUGAGAUGUGGCUACAGCCCCUGCUGACUCCUAUUAAAGAGAACCGUCACACAGUGGUGUGCCCCGUCAUCGAUAUCAUCAGUGCAGAUACACUAAUCUACACUCCCUCCCCCAUUGUGAGGGGUGGCUUUAACUGGGGGCUGCACUUUAAAUGGGACCCCGUUCCUCCAGCAGAACUCAACAGUCCCAGUGGAGCCAUCAGGUCUCCUACGAUGGCUGGAGGCCUGUUCGCAAUGGACAGGGCAUACUUUAACGAGCUCGGACAGUACGACAGUGGCAUGGACGUCUGGGGUGGGGAAAAUCUUGAGAUUUCAUUUCGGAUCUGGAUGUGUGGAGGUCAGCUGCUAAUCAUUCCCUGCUCCAGAGUGGGUCACAUCUUCCGGAAACGGCGUCCAUACGGCUCCCCAGGAGGCCAGGACACCAUGGCCCACAAUUCCCUGCGGCUGACUCAUGUCUGGAUGGAUGAGUACAAGGAGCAGUAUUUUGCACUUCAUCCGGAGCUUAGGAAUCGUGACUAUGGAGAUAUCAGUGAACGCCUGGCUGUUCGCCGACGCCUGCAGUGUCGCUCCUUUAAGUGGUACCUGGACAACGUCUAUCCAGAAAUGCAGCUGUCCUCACCUCAGAAUAAAGCACAGCAUCCUGUUUUCUUCAACCGUGGAGUUAAGAGACCCAAAGUACUGCAGCGUGGCCGGUUACGCAACCUGCUGGCCAACAAGUGUUUGGUGGCUCAAGGACGUCCCAGCCAGAAGGGUGGCGCUGUUGUGGUGAGACCCUGCGAUUCUCAGGACCCUGAACAGGAAUGGGCGUAUGAUGAGGAGCAUGAGUUGAUCCUGGCAGGGCUACUGUGUUUGGACAUGUCGGAGAUUCGCUCGUCUGAUUCUCCUCGCUUGAUGAAGUGUCAUGGCUCAGGAGGCUCACAACAGUGGAGCAUCGGCAAGAACAAUCGUCUGUACCAAGUGUCAGUCGGUCAGUGCCUGGCCAUGCUCGAUCCUCUUAGCCAUAAGGGCUAUGUUGGCAUGGCGAUCUGCGACAGCACAGAGGCCCAGCAGUGGGAGUUGGAAGGCUGAUGAAGUUUGGCUUGGUCCUACACUCAUGCUACUUUGUUUCUGUGAAGCGAAACUAAGGGCUUGGAAUCACGGUGUAGGUGAAAGAACCGGACCAAUAAAUCCACAACUCGUCGUGGUAGCAUUAUUACUCGCUAUUUUCUAACUGCCGUUGUGCUCAUCAUGGCUUUGAGCUCUUCAGUAUUGUAAAACUUUAAUAGAAGUGAUUAUUUUUUAUUUAUAACGUUAAUCUGUUUGUUGGAAUUGUAACCAGUUUGCACAGUGAUCUUGCUGAGACAAGUCAAAGAGAAAUAUUUUUGUUGUAAACGUAGAUGUUGUGUCCACUGAGUUUUGAAGUUUUAGAUUUGAUUAUAACUAUAAUGUGUGUGUGAUUUUUAGGGCAUUAAAUAAGCCACUGAAAGUUUCUGAGAUAAAAGUACAUGUUGAAUCAAAUAAAUCCAGUAAAUCGUUACUGAAUUAUGAAAGCUUGUGUUUGAAUAUGUAACCAAUUUAACUAGCUUGUAAAAUUGACUAAUUUACUGCAGUUACUGUAAACCCCAUUAGAUGUGACCCUCCCACCCCAAUCUUUCCAGAAUGGGCCGGGGAUAGCUGAAACUGUCAGCACUUGCAGUUGGUGAGCUGCAUUUUUUCAUGUGCCAGUGGUAGAGUCUCACACAGAGCUGUACGGUGUACAGAGAGCCACACUGAGCACUAGUGCAUGUGUGUCCUCCCUGAAAUCAGAAGGCACAAUUGCACAGCGGCAGUGAAACGCUUUUUGACCUCCGUCUUUCAGUCAAAACCAAGUGUGCCUUUAUAACGUACAAGUCAAGAUUUUUUUUGCAUUUCUACAUUUUUAUCUGUAAAAUUAAGUGCAGUAAAAUAUACAGGCAGAUUAUAUACCACAGACUCCGAUAGAAUGUGAAAUGCAUCACUUACAAUCCCUUAUUCAACAAAUAACAUAUGGUUAAAUCAAAUGUUUCCAUAUAUUUUAAUACAUUUAAUAUUAAUUUAGUCUAUCCCUCGGACAGUUAAUAAAUGAAGUGUUAAGUCAGGAAUGUUGUAUAAAAUUUUAUAUCUAUCAAGGUGAAUCAGAAUUAGCAGUUUAUUUCUUAACCGUUUGCUUUCAGUCCUCCAAUCAGGUUAUAAAUAUUACUUGAAAAUUGUUUGCAGAUCAGGCAGUAAUCACAAUCAAUUUUCCAAUUUAUCCAUAAUGUGUUCGGAGGAGUCGAGAUGAGAAACUUGUCACAGCAUGUAUUGUGGCCUGACUUUGAGGCAACACAUACCUUUGAAAUCUGUAUAGUGUACAGCAAUCAUAUGAGCUUGUGUGGUGUAAUGGUAACAGCAGUGCAUGAGUUCCAUGGAUUUCAAUCCAUGCAUACGAAUGGCCGAAUGAUCCACUGUGACAGCUGGAGCAGCUGAAAGAUCAUUCAUUCAUUCAUUCAUACUGUAAUGCAUUUAUUAAUAACUAAAAAGCCCUCUGAAGUUAUUUUGUCCGUGUUAUUAAUAAACUAAAUAACUCUCAACUGUUAGUAAGAUCAUUUUACUAGUAUGAAUGAGUAGUCAGUUUAAGCACUAAAGACUCGACCACAGGACUGUCUCUUUACGAUUAUUAAAGCUUUGAAACCAUGGUCAGUAAUGGAACAACUCUUGAACUCUAGUCUGCUGUGAACGUGAGCUUUAUUUUCAUAAUUGUGUUAUAUUCUAUAUUCUUGUUCUUUGUUAUUCUGUAAACGACUGUACCAAUAAAUAAGUUCUCAAUAUUUAAAA
Trichomycterus rosablanca is the source of this 3594-nucleotide messenger RNA. RefSeq names its product UDP-N-acetyl-alpha-D-galactosamine:polypeptide N-acetylgalactosaminyltransferase 11 (GalNAc-T11) (gene galnt11). Gene Ontology annotation, biological process: protein O-linked glycosylation; regulation of Notch signaling pathway. NCBI's taxonomy places the organism in Eukaryota, Metazoa, Chordata, Actinopteri, Siluriformes, Trichomycteridae. The record is from RefSeq and is a predicted model, not a curated record. Gene Ontology annotation, cellular component: Golgi apparatus. Gene Ontology annotation, molecular function: polypeptide N-acetylgalactosaminyltransferase activity; Notch binding. The transcript has 12 exons. The coding region runs from base 94 to 1851 and encodes 585 amino acids.